UCCAUUUUUCUUUCCAGUUUUCUGAUAACUGAAACCUGGAAAAAGCAACCUUGUCUGUCUGAGAGCAUUACUGUUAAAUCAUAUCCUCUCAGUAUCCAACACGCGUAUUCAGCUAUAUACUUCACAUCUCGUUGCUCUGAAGAAGCACAAAAAUGCAGCUCUCUAGAGGAUUAAGGGGUCAUAUCUGAGUUGGGGGUGUUGUGGUUGUUAAAAACUAAGAGUCUUUAUUUUAUAAUUGUCUGGAUUCAAGAAAUGGUGAUGGACACUAAGAUUUCAGAUGGUGGUAGUCGGUCAAGGAAACGAAAAGCUGGUGAUGAUAGGGAUAUGGUGAAGGCAAACAUGUCAUUGCCGCGACGGAGAAAGGAGGUGCCAUGCUUCCGAAAAGUUGAUUUGAGUGAGAGUGAUUUCCAAAGGAUUGUUGGGAAGCGAAUUAAGGUUUACUGGGAUGGAUCAAGAAGGUGGUUUACUGGGUGUGUUGAAUCAUUUGAUAGUAAAAAGAAACUGCACAGGAUUUUGUAUAAUGAUGGGGAUGUGGAUGGAUUGUAUCUACCAGAUGAGCGUUUUGAACUUGAAGUUGUUACGAGUGAGGGGUUCACGUUGUGUUCAAGUUUGACAACUAAUUCUGUUAACAGAGAGCUGGGUUCCGUUGGUAAGAAGACUAGCGUGGGAGACUCACUUGCAGAAAGAGUCAAUAAACCAGUUGAAAAGAAAGGUACGGAGGAGGUGCCAUGCUUUCGGAAAGUUGAUUUGAGUGAGGCUGAUUUUAAAAGGAUUGUUGGGAAGAGAAUUAAGGUUUAUUGGGAUGGGUCAAGAAGGUGGUUUACUGGGCAUAUUGAAUCAUUUGAUAGUAAAAAGAAACUACACAGGAUUUCGUAUUACGAUGGGGAUAUGGAGGAAUUGUAUCUACCGGAUGAGCGUUUUGAACUUGAAGUUGUUACGAGUGAGGGGUUCACGUUGUGUUCAAGUUUGACGACAGAUUCUAUUAACAGAGAGCUGGGUUCAGUUGGUAAGAAGACUAAAGUGGGAGACUCACUUGCAGACAGUGUCAAUAAUAAAUCAGUUGAAAAGAAACUUACGAAGGAGUUGGCAUGUUUUCGUAAGGUUGAUUUGAGUGAAAGUGAUUUUAAAAGGAUUAUUGGGAAGAGAAUUAAGGUUUAUUGGGAUGGAUCAAGAAAGUGGUUUACUGGGCAUAUUGAAUCAUUUGAUAGUAAAAAGAAACUGCAUAGGAUUUUGUAUAAUGAUGGGGAUGUAGAGAAAUUGAAUCUACUGGAUGAACUUUUUGAACUUGAAGUUGUUACGAGUGAGGGUUUCACUCUGUGUUCAAGUUUGACGACAAAUUCUAUCAACGGAGAGCUGGGUUCGGUUAGUAAGAAGACUAACGUGGGAGACUCACUUGCAGACAGUGUCAAUAAACAUGUUGAAAAGAAAGUUACGAAGGAGGUGGCAUGCUUUCGGAAAGUUGAUUUGAGUGAGAGUGAUUUUAAAAGGAUUAUUGGCAAGAGAAUUAAGGUUUAUUGGGAUGGAUUAAGAAAGUGGUUUACUGGGCGCAUUGAAUCAUUUGACAAUAAAAAGAAACUACACAGGAUUUUGUACAGUGAUGGGGAUGUGGAGGAAUUGUAUCUACCGGAUGAGCGUUUUGAACUUGAUGUUCUUACAAGCGAGGGUUUUACUUUAUGUUCAAGAUUGAGGACAAAUUCUGUAAACAAACAGCUGGGUUCGGCUGGUAAGAAGACUAAAGUGGGAAACUCACUUGCAGACAGUGUCAAUAGACCAGUUGAAAAGAAAGUUAUGAAGGUGUCAGAGAAGCCAUACAUGGCACUACCAGAGAUAACCCGUCGGAGAAAGGAGGUGCCAUCCUUUCGGAAAGUUGAGUUGGACGAGAGUGAUUCUGACAGAAUUGUUGGGAAGCGAAUUAAGGUUUAUUGGGGAGGAUCAAGAAGGUGGUUUACUGGACGUAUUGACUCAUUUGAUAAUGAGAAGAAACUGCACAUGAUCCGCUAUGAUGACGGUGAUGUGGAUGAAUUGAAUCUACUAAUCGAGCGUAUGGAACUUGAAGUUGUUACGAGUGAGGGUUUCACUCUAUGUUCAAGUUUGAGUAAAAAUUCUACUAACAAAGAACCGGGUUUGGUUGGUAAGAAGACUAACGUGGGAGACUCACUUGCUGACAGUGUUAAUAAACCAGUUGAAAAGAAAGUUACGAAGGUGUCAGAGAAGCCAUACAUGACAUUACCAGAGAUAACUCGUCGGAGAAAGGAGGUGCCAUCCUUUCGGAAAGUUGAGUUGGACGAGAGUGAUUUUGACAGAAUUGUUGGGAAGCGAAUUAAGGUUUAUUGGGGAGGAUCAAGAAGGUGGUUUACUGGACGUAUUGACUCAUUUGAUAAUGAGAAGAAACUGCACUGGAUCUUCUAUGAUGACGGUGAUGUAGAUGAAUUGAAUCUACUGAUCGAGCGUAUUGAACUUGAAGUUGUUACAAGUGAGGGUUUCACUCCAUGUUCUAGUUUGAAGAAGAAAUCUAUGAAGAGGAGCUAGGAUCAGUUGGUGAAAAGCCUAAUGUGGGAGAUUCACUUGAAGACAGUAUUGGAGGAGCUGGAAAUACAACUAGUAAGUAAAGGACUGAUAAGGUACGGGGACCUGUUUUGCGUUAUAUUAUAUAUAUGCGUCUUGCUGCUUUCUUAAUACUUAGCUUAGUUAUCACAAUUGACCUUUAACCAGUUAGUAUAUAUGGUAGUAACUACUAAAACAAGCAGCAAGGUUUAGUUUUAGCUUUAACUAUACUUUUGCCUUUGAUCAGAGGAGGAGUUGCACAUUAACAUUGUGCUAUGUUUAUUUUGUAUUCCCUAUUGUGAAGUCAUCAACUCUCUCUCUCUUUAUAUAUGUAUUUUUCUUACUGCAAGUUGAGAAAGGUCCAAAUGUUUCUAUUCUGAUAA
This is a messenger RNA of Papaver somniferum (opium poppy), 2927 nucleotides long. RefSeq lists its product as uncharacterized. Bases 253 to 2529 code for a protein of 758 amino acids. Gene Ontology annotation, cellular component: nucleus; chromatin. The transcript has 2 exons. Gene Ontology annotation, biological process: mitotic sister chromatid cohesion; DNA repair. Lineage: Eukaryota; Viridiplantae; Streptophyta; Magnoliopsida; Ranunculales; Papaveraceae. The record is from RefSeq and is a predicted model, not a curated record.